GUGUGCAAGCCGGGAUAAGGGUACCCCCACACAUUAUUAUUUUUUACCUCUUUAAAAUAUAACGAAUAAACAAUGUUGUCUAGUUUAAGUAAGCGAUCCUUACAAGUAGCACGUUGUGCUUCUAGAGCCAAUGUUACACGUCAAGCUUCAACCAACGCUCCUAAACACACAGCCUAUGAAGAAGCUCUUCAAUUGAUUCAACUCGACAAAAAGGAAAGAUUAAACAUGUUGAGUCGUAUUGAAAAGGAAAUUAGCCGUGUCGCCAGCACUUCUACUCCUGCUCAAUUAAAGGCUCUUGAUGCUUUAAAGUUUGACUUGCAAGUAAAGGCCGAAUUAAACGAACCUGAAGUUCAAAAGAACUUUAAGCUUGGCAACAUUGACAUGUCUAAGCCAGUUUACCGUUACAUGUGUCAAAAGCAAUUCGAAAAGGCACCCAAGAGUAAAUUAAUGGAACGUUUGACUCAAAUGAAUGUUAUUCCCGAUCUUUUAGCUCCUGGUAUGAAUCCUGUUGUUGAAGUAGCUGUCAAGUUGGCUGAAGGACCAAUUGAACCUGGUGUAUUUUUGAAGCCUGAACAGAGUAUUGAACGUCCUCAAAUUGAUAUCACCAACUUCCAUACUGAAUCACGAUUAUACACAUUGAUGAUGGUGGAUCCAGACGCACCUGAUGUCGAAAACCAAACCUAUCAACAAUACUGUCAUUGGUUAGUAUCCAACGUACCUUUAUCAGCCACUUCUCCUACUGUCAAUGGAGGUGAUUCUGUCUUGGACUAUGUUCCUCCUCAUCCUCAAAAGGGUACCAAAUAUCAUCGUUACACUUUAAUGGCAUUCGAACAACCCAAUGAAGGUCAAGAGAAGGUUGAUAUUAAGGUUGAAGGUAGAGGUAACUUUGAUGUAAAGAACUUGGCUAAGGCUCAUGGAUUAAAUGUCACUGGUGCCACCUUCUUCCGUGGUGAAUGGGAUGAAACUGUCAGUAAGAUCUAUAGCGAAAUUCUUAAAUCAAAUGAGCCCAACUAUGGUAAACCUCCCAAGGUUCAACGUUAUAUUCAAAGAACCGUGUAUUAUUAGACUUUUUUUUUUCUUUUCUUCUUUUCCCCCUCAUUUAUACAUAAAAAUAAAAAAAAUAUUUAAUUUUAUUAACCCAGCACCCCUUGUCAAAUACCAAUGUUGAUUGCAACAAGAGCCCAUUCAUUGUUAAAAGCCACUAUUUGUAAACGCUUUAUAGCCACUGAAGCAAUUACCAACGACGAUGUUAUUCACAG
Molecule: messenger RNA, 1259 nt
Organism: Mucor mucedo
Lineage: Eukaryota; Fungi; Mucoromycota; Mucoromycetes; Mucorales; Mucoraceae
Product: phosphatidylethanolamine-binding protein
Exons: 5
Coding region: 73-1065 (330 amino acids)
Source: RefSeq, a predicted model, not a curated record